Molecule: messenger RNA, 420 nt
Organism: Eruca vesicaria subsp. sativa (arugula)
Lineage: Eukaryota; Viridiplantae; Streptophyta; Magnoliopsida; Brassicales; Brassicaceae
Source: the annotation of a GenBank genome assembly
AUGAAACAGAGGGGUUUACUUCCUUGUGGGAUCACUUACUCUAUAUGGAUGCAGAGCUGUGGAAGUUUGAAUGAUUUAGAAGGGUUAGAGAAGGUUAUAGAUGAGAUGGGGAAAGACUGUGAAGUUAAAACCACUUGGAAUACAUUCUCUAGCUUGGCUGGGAUCUAUACUAAAGCUGGUCUUUACGAGAAGGCGGAGUCAGCUCUGAGAACCAUGGAGGAGAAGAUGAAUCCUAACAACCGAGACGCACAUCAUUUUCUCAUUAGCUUGUACGUUGGAAUCUCAAAGGCUUCUGAGGUUGAACGAGUUUGGGAGUCGCUGAAGAAGGCUCGUCCUGAGGUCAACAACAUGAGCUACCUUUUCAUGUUUAACUACAGAGAGAAUAUGAUAACCUCUCUUUAUGUGAUUGAAACCGUGUGA